AUGCGAGAUUACCGCCAGGAAACAGCAAUUUCAGCUUUCUACGGCGACGUGUUCCUCCGCUUGUAUGUUUUUGCAGAAGUUUACGACGUGCCGCUGUUGAGGCAGGACAUUAUGACCUUGAUGGUUGACCUUGAAAGACCCACGGGUAUUCUGUGUCAGAAGAUCGACAGAGACGCCUUGGACAAAUCUCUGCUCUCGAAUUCGCCAUUCCGAAUCUUCUUGCUAAAGUGGAUGGCCUUCGUCUUCGUCGGUUAUCCGUUGAACACCACGACUGCAGCAGACAUCAGAAAAUGCUUCUCUCAUGAUUGGCUUGCCGAAGUGAUGUGGAUUAUAGCCUCCCAACCAAAAGAUCCACAUCUACGUGAGCGUUUGUAUGACGAUGUAAAGGAUAGUUGCGCAUUUCACGAGCACCAGAACGAUUGGGAGAAGAUUCUGUGUCGACGACAUCAAGCCUUUGACACCCAGUUCUACACCAACUUUCUGCGCAAUAUAUUCAAUCUCGUAUCCGAUCUCGAUAAAGAAUACGGAAGUCCGGAAACAAAGAAAAAGAGAGAAAAGGCGAAAGCCGAGGAACAAAUCAGGGUGAAGCUAGAAGAGGAAACACAGUCCUCGGGGUUUGAAAGCGCCGAGGAAACUUUGGGUGUAGAAGAAUACAUGGCGACAUCCGCCCCUCCAGCCCGCCGUGGCGACUUCCUCUACUCAUCCGUCCUCUACGCAGACCCUGGCAACGGAAACCACCACGGACGCGCGAGUGUCGCCGAACUCGCGGCUCUCAUCCGCCCGGAAGCCCCCAAUCUCUACAGCAAGGGUCGAAAGCCUGAAGUCGCGACACCAGCGAAAGACCAGGUGUGGCAUUUCUACUCCGCCCAACUCAUUCACUAUGGACUACCGGUCACCAAGGACAAGAACGCGGCGAAAGUGCGACUCCUGAAUGCUAUGAACCAGUUCAAACUUGAGGUACCAGCAUGGGUUUUGAAGGUCGAGAGCGAACUGAAGGCUGAAUGGGAGGCGGAGAACCGGAAGUUGAAGAAGAAUGGUGGUGCAGUGAGCAAGCAGGCGCCUAAGUCGAGCACUACUAGCAAGCCAGAUCUUGGAAGCUCUCAGGGUGUAAAUGGCGGUGUCAACGUCACUGGAGGAGCGUCGCUGAGCCAGUAUAUGGACGCGCAGCAGGCGAGCAACAACACCCCAAGGAAGCCAGCGCCAACCAAACGCAAGCGCGCUGUUAGCAACGCCCCUAGCCCGGUAGCGACACCACAGAAAGUUGCGAGAGUCAAGAAAGAGCCAGCGCCAAAGAAAACACUCGUCAAGAAGGAACCGACCGCCAGGCGAUCUGUUUCCAACAUCAAGCAAGAGAGCCGCGUCUCCGCGCCACCAUCGACACCCUCACGGUCGCGCAUCAAGCAAGAGCAGUACCAGCCCAGCCCCGACCGAAUGUACCCAUCACCCCACAUCAAGACCGACCCCUACCCGAACUACUACCAACCCUCGCCACCCCUCCUCCUCAGCGGUACCUACUCCAUCUCCUGCGAAACCGCCAGCUCCACCUUCAACGACUACAACCUCGACCUCACACUCGCCCGCGAUCCCUCCCGCGGUAUCUGGUGGGCGACAUUCCGCUGGGGCGCCUGGGACGGAAUCAUCCAGAUGAACCCCGGCCCCGGCGACUCCGAUAGUUUAGGCCAACCCUGUUCGCUUGGCUGGCGUCUUCGCGAUCUGGAGACUGGACAGCUGACGUUUGGUCGCAAGUGUACGGGUUAUAUGACGUUCUCUGGUGAUGGGUCGAUGGAAGGGUGUUUGUAUGAGGUGCCGGGUGCUGGAUCGUUGGCGUUUGAGGGUAUGAGGGAUUCCGGUGACAGCUUGGAGGACGAUCUUAAGGGGGAGUGGGAUGGCUUUGUUGCGGAGGCGUAUCAGCGUUGA
Molecule: messenger RNA, 1917 nt
Organism: Alternaria novae-zelandiae
Lineage: Eukaryota; Fungi; Ascomycota; Dothideomycetes; Pleosporales; Pleosporaceae
Exons: 4
Coding region: 1-1917 (638 amino acids)
Source: RefSeq, a predicted model, not a curated record